CUGAAUCUGAAAGCGGAAGUAGUUAUGUGGACACGGAACAAUAAACGCUGCUAAUCUCUGUCUUUGUGUUAUGAGACGGGUUUUCCCACUUCCAGUCGCGUAAUUAUACAGGGCUCACCGAGGUGUAGACAUGGAAGUGCCUUGCUACAUGCCCAAACUGCUGUUUGAGCUCAAUGAGCAGCGUAAGCGGGACUUCUUCUGUGACUGCAGCAUCCUCGUCGAAGGCCGUGUCUUCAAGGCCCAUCGUAAUGUCUUGUUUGCUGGGAGCGGCUAUUUCCGGGCUCUUCUUGUUCACUAUCUGCAGGAUAGUGGACAGCGCUACAGCACAGCAUCGUUGGACAUUGUGACAGCCGAUGCCUUCUCGAUUAUCCUGGACUUCCUUUACUCUGGCCGCUUGGCCCUGAACAGAAGCAAUGUCAUUGAGGUGAUGUCAGCAGGCAGCUACCUGCAGAUGACUGAUCUGGUAAACUUCUGUAAGGGAUACAUCCGCUCAUCUUUGGAAAUAUGCAACAAAGACAAGGAGAGGAACACAGAGAAGGAGAACCAGGCACAGGAUGGAGCGAUGGGUCCUGCAGACAGCGGCACUCCGGCUGCAACAAUCUCCAGUGGCACAGGGGCUGCGGAGCCUCAUUCGCAAGCUGCAGAGGCAGACAGAGGGUCGGGUUUAGGCCCGGAGUCUGUUACCUCGGCUAGAACCCCCUUGUCCAUACCUGUCACCACAACUCCAGGCACCGGCAGGGACAUGGAAAACGACUACCAUUCCAGGGGGGAAUUUGCAACUGGUAAUGAAGGACAAAAGGGACACAUGGAUCAGACUAACCUCUCAUCCUCUUCAUCAUCUGCUUUGACCCCGGAGUUAGUGAACCCCAAGAUAGAGUAUGACCCCGAUGAGGAGCUCAUGGAAUCCCCUGACACCAAAGACCUAGCCUCAUUUCCUGGGCCAUCUCUCCAUAACCCUCAUCAUAGCAGACUACUUCCUCCCUCUCCCUCCAAUGAGCGCUCUCCCUUGGGAUACAGCCCAUCCUUUAAUGCAAGGCACCUGAUGGAGAUGCUGGCCAGAGGUGAAGGCCCCAGUCCUCUGGGGGAAAGAGUGGGGCAGCGCUUUAACCAAGGACUAGGUAGCAGCACGGGAGGAGGCCGAAUGGAUGAAGGAUUAGGGUUUGUGGGAUCAUCUAUCAUGGAGAUCCAGUCUGACUGGCUCGGAGAAGACACGGGUGAUGGUUUGGUAGUGCCAGUGAAACUCCACAAGUGCCCGUUCUGCCCAUACACUGCCAAGCAGAAGGGAAUCAUGAAGAGACACAUCCGCUGCCAUACAGGAGAGAGGCCGUUCCCCUGUCCUAUGUGCGGCAAGAGGUUCACAAGACAGGAGCACCUUCGCAGUCAUGCCCUCAGUGUCCAUAGGCAUUACUGGCCAGUGUCAUGUAAGAGCUGCAGGCGAACCUUCACUGGAUCCAGCGUUUCGCCAGGACUAAGACGCUUCGGCAUCUGUGACAGCUGCAACUGCGUGACCACCACCCAUGACGACUCCGCCUCCGUUCACCCUGCCAGCCAACCAGAGCCCAUGGAACGUGCAGACGGGGCCACAGAUUGGUCCAGUUUUAUGGACGAUGUUGAUGAAGUGGAAGUCGGCAGAGUUGAGGACUUGGUAGAGAAACAGAUGCUUGAAAGGCAGCUGGCUGUCUGCACUGAUGUAGGUCACACACUGUGAAUCUGUGGCCCGCUGCACUUAGAGAAGAAGACCAUUCCUUAAACUGUUAAACUAGUGUUAAGUUAACUGUGGCCAUACUGUUAGUGAUGUUAAAUUAUUACUGUAAGAUGGCCUUAUUUAUUGACUUGUUUGUAACCACAAAAUGUGCCCUUUUAACUGCUGAAGAUAUUGUCCUCCAGUGAUUUGCCUGGCAGCAAAUACUCAGUGUUUUAUCUCUUUAUUUGUAAUCAUAAAUGUGGUUUUUAAUAUUUCUUUAUUUCUUUGCGCAGUUGCUAAAAUCCACGUGUCUCUGUAUGUGCUGCACAAAAAGAGAACGUGGCUGUCAAGCUUACAUAAGAUAGGAAAAAAAGCUUGUUUUAUUUAAUAAGAUGGCAGUUUGAAGAUAAAGAAAGUUUUGCGAUCAUACCGGAGCCAUUGUAGGUAUUGUUACAAUAAAUGUAUUGUGUAAUUGUGCACAUAUUUCCUUUUAUCACACUUUAUGCAUUUAUGUGCUUUUCUACGCGUAGAUACUUUCUUAGCUUGUGAUAUUUGUACAUUUCCCUGCUGCUUGUCAUGGAUUCACAUCAACCUGCAGUAUUGAUACAGAAAGUGCCGUUUGGCGCCCUCUAGUGGUUUAAACCCAGAAAAUCUGUGCGAGUCGUCACUAAAAUCAGACUUUUUGCAUUGAGGAAGCAACUGACUUCAUUACAAUGUAUAAAGACAUAAUUUAAAAUGAUUUUACUCUGUUUGUUUAUUGGAAUAGAGGAGAGGGGACAGUUGGGACGGUGCCUUUUUAGGAAGUUAGAAAGCAGCUUUGCCUGUGCCACUCCUCAUUCUCACCACACACAGCCACACACUUUUCACUUUGAACCUCAAAGUGGAGACCUGAUUAAUCCUCACAUUUUAUUUACAGUUUUAAAAAUUACAUCGUGUACGUCUUCUACCAUACUGUUUUUAGCUAUGCCACAUAAAAAAAACCCCCCACAUCAUUGGAAAGCUGAUUUUCUGGCCUAUCAGUUGAUGCUACUGUUAACUGUUAAAUUUUAUUGGUAGCAGGUACAGCAGUCUGAAGUGUGUCUGCUCUCACCAGGACAGUUGAGACAAUACUGUUACCCAAAGAUGGCUGGGACAGUAUUGUUCACAGUUCCUUGUUACAAAUUAACAAAAAGUAGACAACAAAGAAACAAAGGCCUCCAACCCCUGAGCAUAGUUUGGGUAGAGUUCAACUAAUAUAAAACUUCAAUUACUUAGAGGACUGUCUGACUUAGAGGCCUGAUCUGGUUGUUAAGCAGUUCUUUUUUUUUAGUAGAAAGAUGUCUUAAACCAGAUUGUUGGCUUCCACAAAUUAUGUGUCCGUUCCACAAUUACCUCGUAAGUUAUUCAUAUUCCUUUAGUCUGUAUGGGUCCUCAGAUCAAAAGAAUCAAACGGGUAUUUCGUGAAAAUUAAUCCAAGUUGUGAGGAUUGUUUUAGUGGGAUAAAGUGAGGUUGUGUCUACGCCGGAUGCUGUAAUCCUUGAGAGGCGUUACUCUCUCUUACUGUGAUGCAUUGUCUGUCAGAGCUAGAUCAAAUUAAUGUUUCAUACUUGAUAUAUUAUCUGAAGCCUAAUUUUGAAACAACUAGUUUUCAAUACUGGAUUAAAUAAACAAUUUGAUUGUGUUCCCAUCUUUGCUGAGCACCAGUUUUGUGUGAAAAAAUUAAAAGCCUGUCC
Messenger RNA from Epinephelus fuscoguttatus (brown-marbled grouper), 3396 nucleotides. RefSeq names its product zinc finger and BTB domain containing 8B (gene zbtb8b). Gene Ontology annotation, molecular function: DNA-binding transcription factor activity, RNA polymerase II-specific; RNA polymerase II cis-regulatory region sequence-specific DNA binding; protein binding. Bases 131 to 1708 code for a protein of 525 amino acids. The record is from RefSeq and is a predicted model, not a curated record. Gene Ontology annotation, biological process: regulation of transcription by RNA polymerase II. Lineage: Eukaryota; Metazoa; Chordata; Actinopteri; Perciformes; Serranidae. The transcript is spliced from 5 exons.